Jaminaea rosea is the source of this 1727-nucleotide messenger RNA. RefSeq lists its product as hypothetical. The transcript has 2 exons. The record is from RefSeq and is a predicted model, not a curated record. NCBI's taxonomy places the organism in Eukaryota, Fungi, Basidiomycota, Exobasidiomycetes, Microstromatales. Bases 117 to 1250 code for a protein of 377 amino acids.
UCGUAUUUGCUCGCUGCGACACCGUACAUUGCAUGACCCAGACCAGGUAGGCGGCUGUGCUCCUUUAAUCCUUCUUCUCUCCCUCCUCUCCGUCCUUAUCCUUCUCCCCACCAAACAUGAUCUUCCCUCCCGCCUUCGCGAAAUCAAACUGCCCUGGCUGUUGCACGCCUUUGGUCGCUGAUGAGUUCGCAAAAGAGAAACCAGUGCUUGCGGCCGGGGCGCCAAACGCGUUGCCUGAUGCUGAGGCAGGGGAGCCGCCAAAGGAGAAGGAUGUGCUUGGCGUCGCAGAGGAGGCAGGAGGAGGAGUAAAGGCCGAGCUGCCACCUGAGGAUCCGCCAAAGGAGAAGGGCUUUGUUGCUCCCGAACCGCUGCUGGCUCCACCGCCGAAGCUGAACCCGGUGCUCGAGGUGAAUGGGUUCGAGGCCGGAGGCGAGGCUGAAGACCCGCCAGCGGCAGCGGGCUUGGCAGAGCCGUUGGCAGCAGUCGUGUUCGCUGACCCAAACGAGAAGCCUCCUGUUGUGGUGAAGGGCGAGACGGAGCCUGCGGUCGAGGCGGGUGAGGCCGACUUGGGUGCAAAGGAGAAGGACGGAGCAGGCUUGGGCGGGGCUGCUGACGCUGGAGAGGCGGCUGCCUUGUCUGCCUGCUUCUCCUGUGAUGCUGCUGAUGCCUCCUCCUUGCCGCUCUCCGAGCUCGAAGAUGCUGCCGCGCCAAAGUCCACCUUCUUCCCACCGAAAGCGAACCCGCCCUUGGGCAGCUCGAAUGUGGGUAGGUCCUUUGGCUUCUCUACGGGGGAAGACGAGGCGGAGUCGGCGCUGUUGAAGGCUUUGCCGCCAAAGGAGAAACCGCCUGUCGGGGCUGGCGCGAAUUUGGGCGGGCCGCUAGAGGAUGAGGAUGCCGCAGGGGCGGUCGAGGAGGAGCUUGACACCGCUGCAGCAGGCUUCGCAGCAGGCGCUGUCCCAUUCGUUGCGCCCCCAGCUGCCGCCUUCCCCUUUCCUGCAGGCGCCGGCGCCAGCGUAGGUGGUGCUGGCCAUGCGCUGCUACUGACCGUAGUCACGCUUGGCCCACUCUGCCCUCUACCCUCUCUAUCCUUGACCAGCUGCGCCCUCUUCCCCUUGUAUCGCGACAGGAUCAUCUCCACCACGGGCGCAAGGUCUUCAAACUCUUGGUCCACAUCCUUGCCGUCGAGGGGAAUGGCUACGUCAAGUGUGCUUUUCAGCGAGUGGUUCAGCCCUCUCAGGGCACGCAGGUAGUUGACUUCGGCUAUCGAGGAGUCUGACGCGGCUGAGGAUGGAGUGACAGACCCAUCGGACGACCCCUCGAGCGCGUCGAGGAAUGUGACCUUCCUCUGCAUCCCCACCUCAUCCGGUCCCAAGUUCUGUCGCGCAGGCAAUGAGUCGCCAUUACGCUUUCGAGACGCAUCGUCGUCGCCUUUCUUUUGAAGAGACUUCAAUGCCUGGAGGGCAGCCUGGUCCCGGUACCCGGCUAUGUCGCCCUUUGCAGCAGGAGCGGAGACGGGUUGCUCGUUGGCCCAGGCGUCUCGGCCCCAAGGGAUCGGGACGAUGCUGUCUGCUGCAGGAGCCUUGGACACUGCGGGAGCUGGUGCGCCAAAGGAGAAGGCUGGUGUGGACGAGGUGCUUGAAGGAGCGGCAAAGGGACUGGCUGAUGGGGCCGGUGCUGGGGCUCCGCCGCCGCCAAGACCUUUGCGCUUGGGAAGGCCUCGGAUGCUG